GCACAUUUGGACCCUGGCCGAGUUUCAUGCUAAGUGUUAUUGACUCAUCUUAAUAGUGUACUUGAUCUACGUAAACUAAUGAACUGAAGUACUUAUAAAUACAUAUCACUGCCAUUAUAAAUAAUGAAAUCGGUAACACUUUAUUUUAAGGUGUCCUAGUUACAAAUGUUGCAUGUACCCUACUUACUAUUAUAAUAACAAUAAAUAAUGCAUAAUUACUUGUAUAUACCAUAUAUACCUCUAACCACAUAGUAAGAAAUCCUACAUGUAGUGAAGAAAUAUUACUCAGUACUUAAAUGUAUAAUUACACUGUAACAAGGACACUUUAAAAUAAAGGGUAAACAUGAAAUCAUAUUUCAUAAGGUAGUCACGAAUUGCCAUUAGCUUAUGUAUAAUAAAGACGACUCUCAUAAAAUAGUGCCCACAUGAAAAUGCUUCUAUUUGUUCUAAUUUUAUAUUUUUAUUAUAAAUUGCGAUAAUAACAAUUGAAGGACAAUGUUGAAAUGGAAAAUUACAUGAGUUUCAAAAUGUUUUAGUAUUUGCUAUCAUAUGCUUUAAUGUCAGAGCGGUGUCUUGAGCUGUGUAAACUCCACAUCUGUGUAAAAUUUUAUGAGCAUAUUAUCCCACAUAAUUUGUCAAUUAUCCAAAUAGCAUUUUAUGCUUCAAUAACAAUUUUAUGCGAUAAUAAAAAUUGAAGGACAAUGUUGAAAUGGAAAAUUACAUGAGUUUCAAAAUGUUUUAGUAUUUGCUAUCAUGUGCUUUAAUGUCAGAGCGGUGUCUUGAGCUGUGUAAACUCCACAUCUGUGUAAAAUUUAAUGAGCAUAUUAUCCCACAUAAUUUGUCAAUUAUCCAAAUAGCAUUUUAUGCUUCAAUGGAAGCAAGAACAUCUGACCUUUAGUAAAAGGAGUUCACGUGGUCAAUAGACCUUAGUCAGGGCAGGGCCACAUUUAAAUUUUGACAGGAAUGAAAACGAGGCUGUGAGUGAUAGAUGUAGCUACAGAGAAUUCAGUGGACUGUACUGUUUUUCAACAACAUACUGAGUGUUCAGAUGUCAAAGCGUCUUCCCGAAUAAAAACUUUUAAUAGACAAAAUUUCAGUAGACAAAAAUAUUGCAAAAAAAUGCGCCUUUGUAAAAACCGCGUUAAAUUCAAUAUGGCGUCUAAUCUAAUUAAAGUUAAUCCCACAAAUUUGUUUACGAAUUGGUUGCCUGUUUUAAACAUUUUCUAGAAUGUUCAGUUUUUUCCCCCAAGGAAAAUUAAAUUUGGAAUCCCAGAUUUUCAGUGUUGUGAACUCCACUGUAAGCAUAUAAUAAUGGAUGUUUAUGAUGCUCUAGACCAAGGGUGUCUUGUAUGAAGCUUGGUGGUGCACAUGAUUAAGCACAGUAGAUUAACACACUAAGCCUUUUGCUGAAGUGGUCCCACUUCCCACAAUACUGCACGGUUAAUGGCUAUAACCCCACUGUUUAAUAAUGCAGUUUAAAACUUUUUUUUUUCCUGAACAGUGACAGCAAUGCACACAUGCAGCUAGUAAAAGACUGCAUAUAAAAAAAAGAGAAAAGAAAUCGAUAAUUACAUCUGCUUAUUGAUAUAUACUGAUGCUUUGCAAUGCAGCAUUCACAUGAUGUCGCCUAGUGGUUGAAAUACAGAAGCGCUCCCUCCAGAGGCCACCUUGCCUAUACUAUUUUAUUAGGUGAAGAAGGAUAAGGGGUUGGAUGUGUAUAAUGACUUCUUUCUUUCUUUCUUUCUUUCUUUCUUUUUAAGAAAAUUUCUUUACAGAGCUGUCCAUUUCAAUAUCUUUAUCUCUGUGAUUGCAAAUAUGUAAAUUCAGUAUUUAAGAUAUAAUAGUACACAACUAAAAGUAACAAUAUAAUUAGCCUAUAAUAGUGAAAAUCCAGAUACGCACUUCAUGAAAGUGAAACAACAUAAUUUCGCAUGAAGAGAGAAAAAGAAAUCGAGUGUGAUAAAGAAAGACGAUAAUAGAAAGAAAAAGAAAAUAUGCGUGCAUGCUGCUGCACAAUUCUGGCGUAAAGGAUAGGCUAAUCAUGUCUAAAGGAGAGACUUUACUUCUGACCAGAAGUGUCUCACUUUACAAUUUUUUGCAUUAGCCUAUUUAUGAACUUUUCAAUAUGAAUCGGAAUGCUAUGGAUACAUAAAAUAAACAAAACUAAAAAAUGUAAGCAUUUUGAUCUGAUGACCUUGCGUAAAAAUAGCACCUUAUAGCUAUUAUGAAAGAUUACAAACAGUAUUUUGAUUACAACACUUGAAUUGCCACGUUAAAUGGAUUCACUGUAUUUUCAAGAAAAACAUUAUGAACUAAAAUUCUAAACAAUUUCCUGACGAUGGUGAAUAACCUAUUAACGAUUCACCACUGUUUUAUCGUCGAAUUAUAACAUGGCAAAAAACACGUGAAGAAACGUUUUCUAUUUUUCUAUUACAACAUCACAAGUAAAAUGGGAAAACUUUGUGCCAAGUAUUAUGCAUUUAAAAGGCCAUUUAAAACUAAAACUGUUUGAACUAGCCUACAUAUUUUAUAUGUAGCCUAUAGCCUAUAUUGCAUCAGCGCAAAUAUUUACGAUAUUUUCACGCUCCUCCAAUUCUUGGAGGACAUUUUUGCGGACGUCUUAUAAAGGCCCCAGUCUCUUAAGUUUACAUUUUAAAAGAAAAUUAUUAAUUGAUGAAGGUGAUGUGCUAUUCUUUGAUAAGCAUCCAUCUUUUUUUCGGACUUAUUCAGAUUUAUUAUGGCAAGAGUUUCGUGAAUUUUUUGCAAGUUUAAAUUUAAUCAAAUGUCUCCAAUGUAAUUUAAUUAUAGAACAUAUUUCUUUGAUAAGCUGAUAGACUGUAGACAAGAAUGUCGGUUAAACAUAAUGGGUCAGUAACAAAUGAAGUUCGAGACUAUUAUAAAAUCUUGCAGAAAUCAAAUGCAAAAAAAAAAAAACCACGUUGACCAAGACCUACAAAACAUUUUUGGUUCAGAAAUGGAAACAUCGUUAGCCUAAAGAAGAAGUGUAGCCUAUCUAUUCAAAUCAUUUUUGUACGAAUGGCUUUUUAAAAAUGUAUUUUAGAAUAAUUCAAUAUAUCCGCCCAUACAGCAUCUCUGAUGCAGUUUUAAAACUAAACUUAUUCAAAUGAUCGAAGACGUUUGUACAAGUUAAAUGUUUUGACUAUGUGUUUUCCCUUUAUUUACAGAGGGUGCCCAAGCAUGCUCAGGAGGAGGUGUGGCGUUGUGCUAGACCUCCUUAAACUCAGAUGUCUAUGUUCCUGAUUCAGAGCUCAGUUGGUGCGGUAAGAACAGAAACAGGCUGCCCUUACUGGGCGGAUCAGACUUCUCACUCCAGCUGCGUGGACGGGACCACACAUUUCGGAACUCGCCAACAGAAAAGAAAGCAAUUUCACUCGUGUUUUAAGAUCGAGCAUCAGUCAGAGACUUCAUUACAUAUUUCGAAAGUUCUCCACAACCUUGAGGAUGUUUUUUUUUAAUGAUCGCAUCUAAAAAUCUGAAUGGACGUUUAUGCCUCGGUGCUUCACAAGGACAUCUGAAUCCUCAAUGUGACCUCAAGGUUUCUACAGGCUUCCAGGAGGUUCGGAGAACAUCUGCUACAUUUAAACUAUAAUAAUGCAACAUCCUUUGGAGAUUGGGGCGCACUUCUACCCCCCGGAUGGCUAUCCAGACCAAAGGUCUCACAGGUACAGGAGUUUCAUGAUUGAAGAGAUUCUUACAGACCAUCCGGAUCACAAGGUAUCGAGUCCCACUGGAGACCUUCUAAAAUUUGGAGUACAUGCCCUUUUGUCCGCCAGACCAUACCACAACCACUUAGUCCUGAAAGCAGACCAGACCAGUAUCCUGAAGUUUCCAGUGUCUCCUCUCUCCUGCUCGCUCGGGGCGCCGUUGGGCUCUGCGCUUCUGUCCGGCGCUGCGGGUCUGCAGGUGGGCCCUUCAUCCCAUCAUCUCCCGCUGGACCUCCAUCUUCGGGGAAAACUCGACCCUGGCGCUGAUGCAGUGAGCAAGACUAAGAAAGGAAGAAGGAGUAGAACUGUGUUUACCGAACUACAGCUGAUGGGCUUGGAAAAACGAUUUGAGAAACAGAAGUAUCUCUCAACUCCUGACAGAAUAGACCUAGCAGAGUCUCUAGGCCUGAGUCAGCUUCAAGUCAAAACGUGGUAUCAAAACAGAAGAAUGAAAUGGAAAAAAAUCGUGUUGCAAGGAGGAGGACUAGAGUCUCCGACCAAACCCAAGGGCCGUCCAAAAAAGAACUCCAUCCCCACCAGCGAGCAGCUGUCGGAGCAGGAGAGGACACGAGAAGCCGACCACUUAUCCGACGGCGGUGCUUCUUCACUUUCUGAUGCAAACCAAGAGGAGUAAACGACAACAUCCGUGCGAAUAUGUUUGUCUCCUGGACGCGAACGGGCCUAUAAUCGGCCUCUUUGGAUCAAUGUGCACCGAUGCAUUUAUGUUGGCACUUACAGACCUAACCACUUGGCCUGAUUUUAUACUACCUAUGUUUUGUCUGUUUGUUUGAUUACGCCAACUUUUGCGGGCCUUGAAAAGUCAUAGUGAACUUUUUCCAGGGACCAGAACGGUGGUUUGUAGUGAAUGGUCUUUUUCUCAGCAUUGACGGCUGUGGUAUCAUGGACAUUUUAUCGGCAUAUAUUGUGCUUUUUUACGCUUUCCAUUGGUAUUUCAAAAAUAUUCUAAAAAAAUUAAAAUGUAAAUUUUUCG
Molecule: messenger RNA, 4716 nt
Organism: Onychostoma macrolepis
Lineage: Eukaryota; Metazoa; Chordata; Actinopteri; Cypriniformes; Cyprinidae
Gene: barx1
Product: BARX homeobox 1
Exons: 4
Coding region: 3613-4359 (248 amino acids)
Biological process (GO): regulation of DNA-templated transcription
Molecular function (GO): DNA-binding transcription factor activity, RNA polymerase II-specific; DNA binding
Source: RefSeq, a predicted model, not a curated record